AUGAUCCUCUCGAUGGCUGAACAAAUAGCGAAAACCACUGGAUCGGAUUAUAAUCAUCAGUUUCUUUUCAAAAAAGCAAGAAAAAGAGUCCAUUCAUCAUCUGAUCUCAAUAUCUAUAUUGGUUUAUCUCCCUUUGUUCAUAUCUAUCUAUCUAUCUAUCUAUCUAUCUAUCUAAGUUCAUCUAUUUAUGUCACACACUCAGUCAGUUCAUAUCUAUCUAUCUAUCUAUCUAUCUAUCUAUCUAUCUAUCUAUCUAUCUAUCUGUUUGUCUCUCUGUCUAUUUAUCUAUCUAUUAUCUAUUUCAGUUAUCUAUCUAUCUAUUUAUCUUGUCCCUGUCUGUUCAUCUAUUUCUCUAUUUCAGUUACUUCAUAUAUUUAUCUCACCCAGUCUGUUCAUAUCUAUUUCAGUCUCUUCAUUAUCUAUCUAUCUAUCUAUCUAUCUAUCUAUCUAUCUAUCUAUCUAUCUAUGUCACACACUCAGUCUGUUCAUAUCUAUCUCAGUCUGUUCAUAUCUAUCUCAGUCAUUUCUAUCUAUCUAUCUAUCUAUCUAUCUAUCUAUCUAUCUAAAUUGAAUCUAUCUAUCUAUCUAUCUAUCUAUCUAUCUAUCUAUCUAUCUAUCUAUCUAUCUAUGUCCAUAUCUACCUCCUUUUUUCAUUAUCUAUCUAUCUAUCUAUUAAUAACAGUCUUUAUCAUUUCACCCAAAGCAAUGUAA
Molecule: messenger RNA, 711 nt
Organism: Acanthosepion pharaonis
Lineage: Eukaryota; Metazoa; Mollusca; Cephalopoda; Sepiida; Sepiidae
Source: the annotation of a GenBank genome assembly